Molecule: messenger RNA, 1292 nt
Organism: Ostrinia furnacalis (Asian corn borer)
Lineage: Eukaryota; Metazoa; Arthropoda; Insecta; Lepidoptera; Crambidae
Product: facilitated trehalose transporter Tret1-2 homolog
Exons: 4
Coding region: 1-651 (216 amino acids)
Biological process (GO): transmembrane transport
Cellular component (GO): membrane
Molecular function (GO): transmembrane transporter activity
Source: RefSeq, a predicted model, not a curated record
AUGGUUGACGCGCUGCAGAACCGCGGCAGGCCAAGUAGCACCCUGAACGCAUUGUUGUACUGCACACGCAGUGCGCUAGGCAUACCACAAAGUGUUAAGUGCGGAACUGAUGAGUAUGUUUUAGUCCGCGAUUUGAAGAUCAUGAACUCACUCUUCGACACAUUAUAUUUGAGUCCAUGUGCCAUCGCAUACUCCUCGCAUAUCUUAAGCAGUUUACGCAUAGCUGCAAUCGACGGGCUCCUUAUGAUCUUCGGAUCCAUAAUGGUCGGUUUCUUCGGCCUCCUGCUUGGCACUCAAGUGCAGUUCCACUGGGGUCCUGCUUGGGUCACCCCUGUGAUUAUAUGCUUCUACAGUAUAGCAUACGCUUUCGGCGCUGGAACGAUACCGUAUUUGCUGAUGGGUGAAGUGUUCUUGCCUGAGGUCAGAGGCGUGAUGUCCAUAAUAUGCCUGGAAUGGACAUGGUCCUGCAACUUCAUCGCCAUCUUCAUAUUCAAGCCGCUGGUCGCAGCUAUUGGCUUGGGAUCUGUUUUCUACUUCUUUGCUUUUGUAGCUAUUCUCUCUGCUGUGUUCGCCUACUUCUGCCAGCCUGAGACUAAAGGGCUGUCUGUGAAUGAUAUACAGCUUCUGUUGGUUAAGAAGAAAGUGCGAUGAUCAAUAGAUUUUAAAAGUUUUGUUGAGAAAAAAGUUAGGUCGAAUUUUCAAUCACUUUUUGUUAAUUCAUCAUCAUCAUCAUCAUUUCAGCCACAGGACUUCCCUUGCUGAACAUAGGCCUCCCCCAAUGACUUCCACAUCGCACGGUUGGUAGCGGCCUGCAUCCAGCGCCUUCCUGCUACCUUUACCUUUUGCUGAUUAUUACAUUCAUAAGUAUAAUGCUGUCUAAGUAUGAUAGGCAUUAAAAACAGCUUGUUGUAAUAUGAGAAAUUGCCAUCAAGGUGGUAAUUAAACCAAAGAACAGUUUUUUACUUACUAGAAACAAUUUUUUUAACAUAAGUGGAUCACUUGUAUCAGUUGUAUCAUCAAACGUUUAGGAGAGCCCCAAAACGUAUUAAAGUUAAGAAACAUAAUAAUAUUUUCUAAGUGUUAUUGUGAUAUACUUAGGUUGUAAAUAAAAAUUGUGAUACUUUAUAAAUCUGUGUUUUAUAAGUUACUAAAAUUUUAACAACCCCUCUUUGUAAGCUUAAAACUUAUGUGUGUUGCUAGAGUACCCACUCUACUUCACCACAAUACCUACUUCAGCGGUCGACGAAAAUCAAACUAGCGACUCUCGAACUUGAAUCUCGAUUCGACCGAUU